This is a messenger RNA of Antrostomus carolinensis (chuck-will's-widow), 399 nucleotides long. Its product is annotated as leukocyte surface antigen CD47-like. NCBI's taxonomy places the organism in Eukaryota, Metazoa, Chordata, Aves, Caprimulgiformes, Caprimulgidae. Gene Ontology annotation, molecular function: thrombospondin receptor activity. The annotation marks the transcript as partial. Gene Ontology annotation, biological process: positive regulation of inflammatory response; positive regulation of phagocytosis; positive regulation of cell-cell adhesion. The transcript has 2 exons. The record is from RefSeq and is a predicted model, not a curated record. Gene Ontology annotation, cellular component: plasma membrane; extracellular exosome.
GUUCUGCCCAAUUGAUAUUUAAUGAGACAGAUGGUGUUGAAAGAACUGCCUGUAAUAAAACUGUAAUUUUACCUUGCUAUGUGGCUAAUCUAAAGGAGCACGAUUCAAGUGUCAUGUUUGUUACGUGGAAAAAACAAGGAAAAAGAAUUUUUUCUUUUGAUGGAGCAAGACAGCAGUUUUUCAGAGAUCCAGCGUUUCCAUCAGCUAACUUAGUAUCUCAGGAAAAUUUAUCCAAGGGUAUUGCCUCUCUCAUGCUUAACAGUGCAGAAGCAGAUGCUGGAAAUUACAGUUGUGAAGUAACAGAAUCAAGCAGAGAAGGAGUAACAAGAGUUGAACUUAGAAACGGCUCAGUUGUCAGUUGCGACGAGGAAAAACCCCCAACACCAAAGGAUAAAUGUG